Funneliformis mosseae is the source of this 646-nucleotide messenger RNA. NCBI's taxonomy places the organism in Eukaryota, Fungi, Glomeromycota, Glomeromycetes, Glomerales, Glomeraceae. The record is from the annotation of a GenBank genome assembly.
UCGUAUGUGGACAUUAUCUUACAGCUCAUUAGUUCUGCUGGAGAUCAUGUAGGCGAAGAAGUUUGGUAUCGUGUUGUACAGAUCGUUGUAAAUAAUGAAGAACUUCAGGAAUAUGCAGCAAGAACGGUUCUUAUUCAUUUAAGAUCACCUUCUUGUCAUGAAAAUCUUGUUAAAGUAGGUGGUUAUAUUUUAGGUGAAUUUGGAAUUCUUAUCGAAAAUAUACCAGGUGCUGGUCCUAUGGAACAAUUUACCACUCUUCAAUCAAAGUUUGGAAUGUGUUCCCUUCAGACGAGAGCUUUACUUUUGACCACAUAUUUAAAAUUCAUUAAUCUUUUCCCAGAUAUAAAAGGAGAGAUUUUAUCUGUAUUCAAUCAUUAUCGUCAUGUUUUAGAUGUAGAACUUCAACAACGUGCUGCAGAAUAUAUGAGUAUAGCAACUAUGUCAACAGAUGAUCUUUUACAGACAGUAUGUGAAGAGAUGCCACCAUUUCCUGAACGCGAAUCAGCUCUUUUGUCACGUUUACAUCAAAAACAUUCAGAUACAGAGGAUAAACGUACAUGGAUUAUCGGAGGCAAAGAGAUUAAUAAAGAUAGGGAAAAUGCUCGAUUUUCUACACUAGGAUCUAGAACUAAUCCUUCUAGUUCAU